This is a messenger RNA of Cladocopium goreaui, 1471 nucleotides long. The record is from the annotation of a GenBank genome assembly. NCBI's taxonomy places the organism in Eukaryota, Dinophyceae, Suessiales, Symbiodiniaceae.
AUGGCACAUUGCUUUGCCUGUGCUUGUGUCAGUUGGAUGCAAGAGGAAACAUACCCAAGGGUAGCAUCAUUGAUCACUGGCUCAAGUUUUGUGGAUCUCAUCAGUGAAGGCACCCCGGGGCUUUUGAUAGUCACAAAGCUCAUGGCGACAAAUCUCCUUUUCGGAUAUUCCUGUUGCUUGAUUGCUGGCAUCGGUUUCGCAGUGAACUACCUGCCGGUCAAGAGCUGUGACGUUGGUGAUGGAAUCUUUUUCUCUGCUGCGAUGUCAGUAGGAAUCCUUCUCGUGGGCUUGCUCACAGGGAUGUUCCUCACCUCAACACCAAAUGUCGAAAUCCCAGCCUUCGAGCCUUUAGCUGCAGCUGGUGGGGCCAUGUGGAUGCUGGGAAAUUUGAUGUGCCCAUACAUCAUCCAGACCAUCGGCCUCGGCCUUGGCCUCACAGUUUGGGAUCUGAGCAAUAUGCUCAUGGGAUGGGUCACAGGCUACUUGGGGCUUUUUGGUCUUCCCAAAGAGCAGGAUGUGAAGCAGCCAUGGGCCAACUUUGUUGGCCUGGUGCUGGCAUCUGUCUCGUUGAUUUUCUUUUCCCUUGCAUCUGCAUUUGAUGACUUCGAACCUGCACGAGAGGUCGAGAUAAAGAACGUAAAUUCGGAAGCCUCAACAGCGGCUUCUUCAUGUGGAGAUUUACCGGACAUCGAAGAUGGGCAGAACGUGCAGAAGCCGACACUGAAACAUGGGGAGCGAGGGGAUGCCGGUUCAGAUUGCGCAAAUCGCAUGAAGGCAAUGUUGGGCUUCUCAAUGGCAAUCCUAGCAGGCGUUUUGUUCGGCUCAACGUUCGAUUUGCCAAUGGAUCUCAAGAAUGGCAUCUUUGGUCCAGACCACAGCCAGCACAUCAUGGACUAUGUGUUGAGCCAUUUCAUCGGUAUCUUUGCUGCAGCUUCGUUUGCCCUUACAGUCUACAUCACGGUCAGGGGGAAGAAGAGCCAGCUGCCACGGCAGCUCAUCGUUCCUUCUUUGGUCUCUGGUGUGAUUUGGGGGAUCGCGCAAGUGGCAUGGUUCCAAGCAAACAUUGAGGCGAAGACCUUGGCACAAGAUCCUCAUCUCCGUUACAGUGCGGUGGGCGCCAGCGCUGGCGCUGCCAUUGUGGGUGCAGGUGGUGCAGCAACAGGACUCACCACUGGGAGCCUUCUCGGAGCGGCAGUAGUCUUCACCUUCGGCCUGUCGAUCCCCUUCUGCGCUGCUGUGGGCGGCGGAGCAGGAUUGGCUGUGGGCGCUGCCAGCGGCGCCACUGCUGGUGCAUUGGCAGGUGGCGCAACAGGCUAUCAAGCGUACAAUCAUCGUCACGAGAUCCGAGCAUCUGCGAACAAGACCUUGGAACAGGUCACGACCAGCGCAGACUUUGUAAAAGCGAGGGCCAACGCUGCGACAUCCUUCCUAUCAGAACGUGCCACUGUGGCCAGGGCCCGUCUCAUGGGAG